Melanotaenia boesemani (Boeseman's rainbowfish) is the source of this 2298-nucleotide messenger RNA. Its product is annotated as gap junction gamma-1 protein-like. The transcript has 3 exons. Gene Ontology annotation, cellular component: connexin complex. Gene Ontology annotation, biological process: cell communication. The record is from RefSeq and is a predicted model, not a curated record. The coding region runs from base 390 to 1769 and encodes 459 amino acids. NCBI's taxonomy places the organism in Eukaryota, Metazoa, Chordata, Actinopteri, Atheriniformes, Melanotaeniidae.
CCUGUUUGUCCUCUUCCUCACUCAGGCGCUCUCCCUUUACGCUCCAGUCUCACGGAUUAAAAAAAAUCUGACAUUAAAACGAGUUCAGACUAUUUCAAUUUGCAUUUAAGGGAUAAUUUUACGCGCUUAGGUGAACAUUGUCAAUCGUGCUGUGUUUCGGCGGUGAACAUUUUCCUCCACUGGAGAUAUCAUUUUGCCGGUUGGUUGAUAACCAUCCAGCAAUGUGCGCUGAAAAGGGGAGCAAGAGGACUGGUGAGCUGUAGAUGGGGUUUAACAUCUCAUAAUUCUGGCCAAGAUAUCACGGAGGAGGGAAAGUAAUCAAAGGAUUGCGCAGAGGGGAGUAACAGGAGACAUAUGCUGCCUGUCUGUGUCAUUUACCUGCAGCUACCAUGAGCUGGAGCUUCAUAACGCGCCUGCUUGAAGAAAUCAACAAUCAUUCCACAUUUGUGGGCAAGAUCUGGCUCACCGUCCUCAUUGUUUUCCGGAUAGUCCUGACAGCCGUGGGAGGCGAGUCCAUCUACUACGAUGAGCAGAGUAAGUUUGUCUGCAACUCCGGCCAGCCUGGCUGUGAGAACGUCUGCUACGACGCCUUCGCUCCACUCUCCCACGUCCGCUUCUGGGUCUUCCAAAUUAUUCUGGUGGCAACGCCUUCGAUUAUGUAUCUGGGUUACGCUGUUAACAAAAUUGCUCGGGCAAAGGAGCAGGGAGACAGCGGUGGAGCAAGCAGCUUAUCACAAAGGAAACCCAAGAAGCCCUAUCUUGUAGGCAGAAAGCAGCAUAGGGGCAUUGAAGAGGCUGAAGAUGAUAAUGAGGAAGACCCCAUGAUCUACGAAGAGACAGGGGUGGAGAGUGAUAGUGGUGGAACAGCAAAGGAAGACAAUAAUGGGAAGCAAGUAAAAAAGGUUCGCCAUGAUGGACGUCAGCGAAUCAAAGAGGAUGGAUUGAUGCACAUUUAUGUCCUGCAACUGUUUGUCCGCUCCGUGCUGGAAGUGGCCUUCUUGUGUGGACAGUAUGCCCUGUAUGGAUUUGCUGUUCCUGCCAACUACGUUUGCUCAACUCUGCCAUGCCCGCAUACUGUGGACUGCUUUGUGUCAAGGCCAACUGAGAAGACUAUCUUUCUCCGCAUGAUGUAUGCUGUCUCCCUUCUCUGUCUGGUACUCAAUAUAUGGGAGUUGCUUCACCUGGGCAUUGGCACCAUCUGUGAGCUGAUGCAUUCCCGCCAGCUGCAGCUCUCUGAGGAUGAGCUUUACAGACUGGCAAGAGGAAAUGGAGUUCUUAACGAGGCGAGGUUGAGUGGAGACAAUUACAAGAGCUACCCUUUUACCUGGAAUCCACCAUCGGCCCCAUCUGGCUACAACAUCGUCGUCAAGCCUCUUGUGGUGUCAAAAGGGAACCAUAACCAACCUCUGCCCAUCACCGAUCUCACUAAUACUGAGAUCACGUAUCGACAGAACCACGUGAACACUGCCUACGAGGAGCGGUGGCAGCAUACUAAAAAUGAUGAAAACAUGUGCAGAGCUGGAAACGCAGAUGCCCCCAGAAGUGCUCAUAAGGACAUCAUUGGUCAGUCUCAGAACAAGCUGAAGGCAGAUAAUCAGGCCUACAGUCAGCAGCAGAGCCACAAUAACAACCACAGCAAGCCUAACCGUGAACAUAAACACCGGCAGACCUCCAGACACACCUCCAGCAAGGCAGACGCGGACAGAGGCAGCACCAGCACCAGUAGUAGCAGCAAAUAUGGAAUAAUAAAGAGUUCUGGAUGGAUCUGAAAGACCUCUUUAAACAAAGACUAUUCAGACACAACAUUUACAGCUGUGUUUAUACUAUACAGGUAAACAACGGGGCAACCAAUUUACAAUAUUACCAGUAACUAGCAAUGAAAAACAAAAAUGUCUUUGUCAGGAAUCACCUCACUAAUCUGAUGGUGCUGUCUAAUGAAGCGUUUUACAGUUUAUGACACCUUUGCAAACUUGCCUAUUCAUACAGGUGACAAACUGCACAUUUAAUGCAGAUAUGCAGCUAUUGGCUUUAAAGCUAAACUAAAUGAUAUUUUACACAAGUUUACAAAGCGUCUGUCUUUGUAAGUGUCUUUAUUGGUUUGAAAAUAUGUUUAUUCAAGUCAAAAGGUGGCCCGUAACAAGCCUUUCCAUUUCAGGAAUUAUCCCAGGAGCAAUUACAAUAAAUAUGAGCUUGUGCUUUAGUUUUACUGCACAUCUUUUUGGCAUUCUGCAAAGAGCAGCGAUAAAAAAUAAUAGUUAGACUCUGCUACUAAUGUAUAAACAAGAACUUCCAAAUAAA